AUGCUUGCCCAUGUGAGAAACGUAUUCACCGCCUCCACCACUCCUUCUGCGCUCCUUGUUAUUGGCAAGUUUGGGGCCACAAUCCAUGUUCUUCAUCUCCUACCCGAAGACGGCACCAUCGAACGCUUCGGCCUCACAACCCCAUCUUCCACCACCACCUUCUGCCGCAGCGGAGCCACAGAGCAAGUGCGCGAGCAGAUCGGUGAGGUCACACUUCACAUAGGAGAUGGCGAGACUGCGUACAGCUUCCUCGACGACGUUGAGACACGAAUCCGUAAGCUGCGGAAUAUUUUCCCUGAGCUCGACCCCGGCACAGCUGCAGACAGGCAGUGUUGA
This is a messenger RNA of Penicillium brasilianum, 336 nucleotides long. NCBI's taxonomy places the organism in Eukaryota, Fungi, Ascomycota, Eurotiomycetes, Eurotiales, Aspergillaceae. The record is from the annotation of a GenBank genome assembly.